This is a messenger RNA of Hydra vulgaris (swiftwater hydra), 2199 nucleotides long. Lineage: Eukaryota; Metazoa; Cnidaria; Hydrozoa; Anthoathecata; Hydridae. The record is from RefSeq and is a predicted model, not a curated record.
GUUACUUAUUUUUUUGCCGUACAUAUAUAUAUUAACAAGUUUCGUAAUUUAUAAUAGUAAUAUUUACAAGUUUCCUUAGUCAAAAUAUAUAAACGAGAUUAUAAUUAUAAUUAAAAUAGUACAUACAGGACUUCAAGAGGAUCUUACUGAUCUUAUCACGAAGCCCUUACAAGUGAAUAAUAUAUAUUAUAUUCAAUAUAGGUAAUAUAUUAUAUAUUAAGUACAACUAGUUGUAUUAAAACUACUCGAAUAUUAAAGUUAACUUUAAUAUUCUUCAAUUAGAAUAAACUCAAGAUAAAAUAAAAAUUAACAAAAACAAGAUGCAAGAUAAUAACUGAAACUUAUUUUUCAAUAUGUUUCGGUUAUCUUGAUCACAAAUAGAUUUAUUUUUGGUUGUUAGUUUGUUGUAUAAAUAAGGACCCCGAUAUGAAAUAGAAAAUUGGGAGAGUUUUGUUUUUUUGAAUGGUGUGAUAAAGUUACCUGUUUCUCUUGUAUUAUAUUUAUUAACGUUAUUUAUAAAGAAAUUAUUUGUGAAGUGGUAUGGUACUUGGCCUAAUUUAAAUUUUAGCAUGAACAAUAUAUUUUGGUAUAUGUUAAUUUGAUAAAUGUUAAGCAUUAAAAUUUAUAAAAAAAUAUAUCGUUUUCAUAUAAAUCAUUCGCAAAGAAGUUAUUUUCAGUUUUAAAAGUUUUAAAAACGUCUAAACGCAACUUUUCAAAAUCAAUUGUUUCAAAGUCAUUAGCCUUGACGAAAAAGAGUAUUAAAUUUAGAAUUUUUCAAUAGAAUUCGAUAAAUAUAAAAUUAUUUUUGAAAAUCUCGACUAAAAAUUUUUUCAUAUUUUAAAAUACUUACUGACCUGGGAACAUUAUCUUACAUUUCUAUAUCCGUUUCUAAAGUAAACAAAGUUUGUUUCGCAAAUAUGGCGGCGGCAACUAAUGAAAGCAACGUUUCUGUCAAACAUUUAACUGGAAAGUUAAGCAAGCAUUUUGUUUUCAAGUUGAAUGCUGAUGGUAAAGUAGACGAAGGUAACAAAAUAUACUGCGUUCACUGCAAUAAACAGUUCGCUUUCCGUGGCUCAAACACAUCGCUGACUUAUCACCUUCAGCACAAGCAUCCUCUGAAAUAUCAACAGGUUGUCGACAGUGAACGUAAGAUGACCCCUCAGGUAAAAUCAAUCACCAAUUUCUUUACGUGUCAGUCAAACAAGCCUGUCAGUGAAAAGGUCUCAGCCGGCCUUAAGGUGGCAAUAGCUCAUUGGAUUGCCAGUUCUGGACGUCUGAGAGCAAUUGUAGAAGAUUCUGGACUAGAGGCGGUGCUUCGUAUUGCCCUUCAAAACAAGACUUACACUUUGCCCAGUCGCCGUACAAUCGACACUGUCAUUGGAGAGAUGUACAAUGAGAAGUUGAAUGAGCACAAGAAAGCUCUAGAAUGCAUUCAUAGUAUUGCUCUAACUACUGACUUUUGGACCUCCACCAACAAUGAAUCGUACUGUGGGAUAACAGGUCAUUGGAUUGAUUCUGAGUGGAAACUGGUGUCUGUCGCUUUAGCUUGCAUAAAUGUUGAAGAAAGGCGCACUGCUGAUAAUGUUGCCAGUUUCUAUGAAGAGUUUGCCGCAACGUAGAACAUUGCUGAAAAAAUUAGCUGUAUCGUAACGGACAGUGCACAAAAUAUGGUUGCUGCUAUAGGACGGACGAAUUACAGCCAUAUACCGUGUAUUGCACACUGUCUUCAACUGAACAUACUAGCAGAAUGUCAAAAUUUGUCUCGGUAUUGGGUCCACUUGCAGAUGCUACUGAGUAUAUUGGUAGUGAACAGUAUGAUACAUGUUCGGCUGUACUUCCGUUAGAAGCAUUUUUGCGCAGACUUCUUCGGGUUAAUGAUUACGAUCCAGGGUAUAUAGCACGUUUCAAAUCUGCAACACUGAAUGACUUCUCAGGUCGCAUUGAAAAUAUUGAUGCAUUGCCAACGUUGCAAAUGGCUGUGGCAUUAGACCCACGUUACAAGAAACUCGGCUGUCUCUCAAGAGAGAAACGUGAAGCAGUUUGGACAAUACUUUCUAAUGCAUUUCGGGUGUACUGUGACCAAAGACAGAGAGCUGAACGUGAAACUACUACCAGCACUUCGAUUUCUGUAUUUACACAAAAAUGUUGUAAAUACAGAAAUCGAUUUCUUUAUAGAUUGCAUUUACUGAAAACGGUUAC